AUGUUGAUACGACUGGAUAACCUCAUUGAGCAAGCCCGGCUCCUCAUCAAUAGCCGGCUGGACGGCCUCAAUUCAUCUCUACAUCAGCAAAUCAACCAAGCCAUCCACUCCCAUCCCGAAACCGCAUACGAAGAGUUCUAUGCUCACGAAACCAUCACCAAAUACCUCCAAGACCUCGGCUUCCAAGUGAGAAAGCAGGCCUACGGUCUCAAGACCAGCUUCGAAGCUUCACUCGGCUCUGGCGGACGCCAAGUCGUCUUUUGUGCCGAAUAUGAUGCUCUGCCAGGUAUUGGACAUGGCUGUGGACAUAAUAUCAUCUCAACGGCAUCCGUCGGCGCGUUCCUUGGUGCAGCUCACGCUCUAGCAACGUUGAAGAUCCCUGGCCGUCUUCGUCUCUUGGGAACUCCAGCUGAAGAAAACGGCUGCGGCAAGGGCGAGUUGAUAAAAGCCGGCGCCUUUGACCCUCCUGAAGAUGUCGCUGCCGCUAUCAUGGCACACCCGGUCCCUGCAUCACUGAUCGAUUCAGACACGGGCGUGGCAGGCCUGAGAUUAAUCUCCAGUCACCAGUUCCGUGUUGAAUUCAGAGGUCAUGCAGCACACGCAGGCGGAGAACCAUGGAAUGGUGUGAAUGCACUUGACGCUGCUGUGGCGGCUUAUAGCAACGUGUCUCUUCUUCGACAGCAGAUUCAUCCUGAUGAACGUAUCCAUGGUGUUAUUGAAGAUGGUGGCACAAUCCCUGGCGUCAUUCCUGAUUACACUCGGAUGCACUGGAACGUGCGAAGUCCAACCAUGGAACGAGGGGAGAAGCUGCUCCAGAGAGUCAAGGCUUGCUUGGAAGCUGGUGCAGCUGCAACAGGUUGUCAAAUCAACUACAUCUUUUCUCCAACUUAUAUGGACCUGAGAGUCAACCAAACACUCUGUAAAACCUACGUCCAAGACAUGGCACGACUUGGACAAACUGUUGCCCUAAACAUGGCAGAGCCAGCGACAGCCUCGACAGACAUGGGCAACGUAUCUUAUCUAGCGCCUAGUUUUCACGGCGCUUUCACCAUCACUUCGGACCCCAACGUGGCCAUCCAUAGUCCCAAGUUUGCAGAGGCAGCCAGCACGGAUGAUGCUCAUGCCGCGGCGAUAAAGACAGCCAAGGGAAUGGCAAUGUUGGCGAUGAGGGUAUUGAUCGAGGAGAAUGUUGCAGCUGGAGCAAGGAGAGAUUUUGAGACUGAAAAAUAA
Molecule: messenger RNA, 1230 nt
Organism: Fusarium falciforme
Lineage: Eukaryota; Fungi; Ascomycota; Sordariomycetes; Hypocreales; Nectriaceae
Product: Peptidase M20 domain-containing protein 2
Exons: 2
Coding region: 1-1230 (409 amino acids)
Molecular function (GO): dipeptidase activity
Source: RefSeq, a predicted model, not a curated record